AUUGAAUUUUGUUUAAACUGGGUGGCAUCUCUCUAGGUCGAGCGAAAUAAUUUAAGGUGCAUAUUAAAAAAUAAACAGAAUAUGUCAUUAUUUCGCAGCGCAACGGGUGUAUUAUGCCUAACAAGGUCUAUAAAUGUUGCCGGCGGAGUGCAACCACGCCGACACAUAAAACGUUGGGUAUCACCAACGUUACGUGAGCUUGCACAUCGUGUGCAAAAACAAGGACCACAAAAGCCGGAGCCGCGUUCCGGAUUUAUUGAAUGGAACUACCGAUCAGAGCUGUUUGCCUUUGGCAAGCGGCUUAAUGAGGAGUUCCAGCUGCCUCUGUUACAGACUGCAUUUAUGCAAAGUACAUAUGCGCACCAGGAGCAGGAGCGCCAGCGGAAACUUGGAAUUGCUGAGGCUGAUCUGCAAAGAGGCGACAACAGCGAACUAAUAGCCAAAGGCGCACAUAUAGCCAAAGCUUAUGUGGAGGCAUAUUUGCGUUACGCGCUGCCAAAAGUGCCAGAAAUUGGACAUCGAGAAAUUACCACGUAUCUGCUUAGCAACGAGUCCCUGGCUCAUGUAUCAUUACAUCUUGGAACAAAAGAUCUGAUCUUGUCCACCGAAUAUCCCCCCAGUGAAGAGACCUUGGCCAAAACGUUGCAGGCUAUAAUUGGCGCCUUGGCCGACUCAAAUGGUGUUGAACGCGCAUUUCUGUUUGUCAGGGAUUUCAUAUGUACGCAGCUCAAUCAAAAGGAUCUACUAGAAAUAUGGACACCCGAGCAACCAAUGCAGCUACUCAGCGAUGUUUGCAAGCAACGUAAUCUAGGCGAACCCGAGCCACGCCUGCUCGCUGAUUGUGGGAAAAAUACUGUAUUAGCUGCCUAUAAUGUAGGCAUUUAUGCCGAUCGCAAACUUCUUGGCAAAGGGUUUGGCGAGAAUGUGCAACAGGCAACAGAAACUGCCGCCAUCGAUGCACUACAGGCACUCUUUGACAUGCAUGAUAGCCGUCGUCCGUUUGACUUUCGAGUGCAAUUGGAGGCACAGCAUGUCAGGCUAGGUUAAGGUGUUGUUCUCGUUUUUGGUUGAUUAUUAAAUGUAAUUUGCACUAAACACACAUGUACUUGCUGAA
Messenger RNA from Drosophila busckii, 1114 nucleotides. It is a transcript of the gene mRpL44, whose product is annotated as 39S ribosomal protein L44, mitochondrial. Gene Ontology annotation, molecular function: double-stranded RNA binding; ribonuclease III activity. The coding region runs from base 82 to 1047 and encodes 321 amino acids. Gene Ontology annotation, biological process: primary miRNA processing; rRNA processing; regulation of gene expression. The record is from RefSeq and is a predicted model, not a curated record. Lineage: Eukaryota; Metazoa; Arthropoda; Insecta; Diptera; Drosophilidae. Gene Ontology annotation, cellular component: nucleus. The transcript is spliced from 2 exons.